AAGGAAGCAUACCAACGUGGAGGCUUACCCAGAUGACAAGCUUAGUGCGCGAGUCGCAUGACCCUCUCUCCCUUAUAACCCUUCCGUGUCUUUUACGAGUUAGAUUUCUCAUUCGUCAUGGAACAGAUUCACUCUCUCUCUCUUUAGAGAUUUGAUUGACAAACACAACUAAUUCCAAAGCUAACAACUUUAUAGAGAGAGAGAGAGAGAGAGAGAGAGAUGGAGGGUGAAGGAAGAAGAAGAGAAGGAGGAGAGAGAGAAACAGCAACAGCAGCAGCAACGAGGAAGGUGGUGGAGGGUGCUGAUCAGAGAAGAUACAAAGGAAUAAGGAUGAGGAAGUGGGGCAAGUGGGUCGCUGAAAUUAGAGAACCCAAUAAGCGUUCAAGGAUUUGGCUCGGUUCCUAUUCUACCCCUGUCGCAGCCGCACGUGCCUACGACACCGCCGUCUUUUACCUUCGAGGACCCUCCGCGCGUCUUAACUUCCCGGAGCUUCUCAUCGGAGAAGGCGCCGCCGCCCUCACCGGCGGCUGUGACAUGUCAGCAGCUUCUAUUAGGAAGAAGGCCUCCGAGGUCGGUGCUAGAGUCGAUGCUCUUCAGGCAACCCUUCACCACCAUCACCACCAUGUUGUGCCACCACGGCAGCUUCUCUCUGCCAGCUGUGGCGGUGGGUCCGGUGAUUUUGCAGUGCGGGUUGUUGACCUGAAUAAGAUGCCCGAACCCGAGAGCUCCGACUGUGAGUGGAACGUGAAUUGAAGGAAAAAGAAAAAAGGUGCAUGUUUUCAUAUUCAGGUGAUGGUGGUUGUUAACGUGCGCCGGCUGAGGCAAAAUGAUGUUGUUGAUGAGGCCUGUGGUGGUGGUGGUGGUGGUGCGGAGUACUGUACUGUAUCUUUUUUCCUUCAACCUUCUCUCUUGGGUAGUUUUUUUUUAAAAUUUUUAGAUAUUACAAAAGAAUUUUUGGCUUGUAAAAAUAUGUUAAAUGUAAAUUAACUAGUCCGGUAGCAGUUUCUUUUUCUUCUGA
Messenger RNA from Glycine soja, 1018 nucleotides. Its product is annotated as ethylene-responsive transcription factor ERF011-like. Lineage: Eukaryota; Viridiplantae; Streptophyta; Magnoliopsida; Fabales; Fabaceae. The record is from RefSeq and is a predicted model, not a curated record. Bases 220 to 753 code for a protein of 177 amino acids. Gene Ontology annotation, molecular function: DNA binding; DNA-binding transcription factor activity. The transcript has a single exon. Gene Ontology annotation, biological process: regulation of DNA-templated transcription.